GUGGUGCUCAGCCCUGGACGAUUGAUUUGGCGUAGUGGUUAACAUUUACAAUGGGGAAGAAGGGCACUCCAACUUCCUCCCUCGGGAGAAGCAUAAUAAAGGACAGGUUCGGAAAGAAGAGUAGAUCAGGACAUUCUCUGUUACACACUUCAGAAUUAGAAGAUGGGCAAGAUUGGAAUCGAAUCAACUUUCAAUCUAUCACUGAACAGACUCAUGUGGAUGACUUUUUGGCAACAGCCGAGCUAGCUGGGACUGAGUUUGUGGCCGAAAAAUUGAAUAUGAAAUUUGUGCGUCCUACCACAGUAGCUGGUAUGCUGACGGAAGAAGAGAAGAGAAAGGUUCUAGCAGCACAAGAAGCCAACAAGGAGCUAUUAAGCAUUCCCCGCAGGCCACCAUGGGACAUAACAACCACACCAGAGCAGUUAGCCGAAGCAGAACGCACCAGCUUUCUCUCGUGGCGCAGAAAUCUGGCCAAACUCCAGGAGGUUGAGGGCAUUACUCUAACUCCAUUCGAAAAAAAUCUGGAGUUCUGGAGACAAUUGUGGAGAGUGAUAGAAAGAAGUGAUGUUGUCGUUCAGAUUUUAGAUGCUCGUAACCCCCUCCUUUUCCGAUGUGAGGAUCUCGAAGCCUACGUCAAGGAGAUUAAUCCAAAUAAGGAAAAUCUGCUGCUGAUCAAUAAAUCGGACUUUCUAACCGAGGCUCAGAGAGAAGCAUGGGUGCAGUACUUCAAACAAAACAACAUCAAAGCAGUUUUCUUCUCUGCUCUGAAUGGACAAGAACUUGAUGUAAUUAGAGAGGAGGAAGAACACGCAGGAAAGGAAGCAGAGGUGAAGGAGACUGAAGAGCAAGAUGAUGAACUAGGUCACAGUGAAGAUGCUAAUAUUGAAGAGUGCCGCAAGGACCUUCAAAACUUAUCAGCCAAACUAAAUGAACAUAUAAGUGGUAAUGUCAAAACCGAUUCCACUAUAGAAAAAGAUCAGUCUACACUGUCAGAGCAGUCUACUUCCCGUUUGUCACAGUCGGAAUCUUCAGAUUUUAUCACGUCAAGCCGCUUGUUAAGCAGAAGCGAGUUGAUGGAAGUCUUUCGUACAAUUUACACAAAGAAGAGAAUAUUGGAGAAGUCGGUCACUAUUGGCCUAGUUGGGUACCCUAAUGUUGGCAAAAGUUCAACUAUCAAUUGUCUCAUGGAAGAUAAGAAAGUUUCCGUGUCAGCCACUCCUGGGAAAACAAAGCACUUUCAGACUUUGUUUUUAAGUGAGGACAUCUUGUUGUGUGAUUGUCCUGGGCUAGUGUUCCCAGCCUUUGUUACAACCAAGCAGGAAAUGAUCAUCUCAGGAAUUCUCCCAAUUGAUCAGAUGCGUGAUGAAGUUCCUCCUAUUAACCUUGUAUCCAGCCACAUCCCACGGGAAGUGUUUGAGAAUACGUAUGGCAUUAGUAUUCCUCCUCCUAUGGAAGGAGAAGACCCAGACCGACCACCAACAUCAGAGGAGUUAUUGAACACAUAUGGAUUAAUGCGAGGGUUUAUGACUCAACGUGGUCUCCCUGAUAAUCCACGAUCUGCACGUUACAUACUGAAAGACUACGUGAAUGGCAAGCUCCUAUAUGCACAUGCGCCUCCAACAGUAUCCCAGGCAGAGUAUCAUACAUAUACUCUUUCAAAGAUGCGAAAAGCAGGAGGACAGAAGCCUACUCCGCAGCAGUUAGCAACCCGUCCAUAUCAGAUAAGGCCAGAAAUGAUUGACAGAACAUUUUUUGCUACGACAUCGUCACAGUACCAUGUUAAAGGAAUAAAUACAGGAGGCAUCAUGGGAAAACAACGUGGUUCUGGAGUCGAUGGCCAGCCAAGAAAGAAAAACUUUAAGAAGAGGGAGAAGCUGAGGAGGAGGUUUGCUCAUCUUGAUCAGUAAAACUGGACUCUGGAAUUCUGGGUUCAAAUCCCAGACGGAACGGAAAUGGUUGGCCGUGUUUCCUGUCAUCUAAUGUCCUGUUCAUCUAGCAGUAUUGGUACUGUACUGGAUCCUCAGGCAGUAGCCUAAAGGUUAGGCUACAAGUGUACAAGGAUUAUAUGCGAUGCAAUAAAAAUAUAUAUUUCGGA
Messenger RNA from Procambarus clarkii (red swamp crayfish), 2095 nucleotides. RefSeq names its product nucleostemin 3 (gene Ns3). The record is from RefSeq and is a predicted model, not a curated record. Gene Ontology annotation, cellular component: cytosol. Gene Ontology annotation, molecular function: GTPase activity; GTP binding. Gene Ontology annotation, biological process: ribosomal subunit export from nucleus. NCBI's taxonomy places the organism in Eukaryota, Metazoa, Arthropoda, Malacostraca, Decapoda, Cambaridae.